Mangifera indica (mango) is the source of this 1992-nucleotide messenger RNA. Its product is annotated as protein VAPYRIN-like. NCBI's taxonomy places the organism in Eukaryota, Viridiplantae, Streptophyta, Magnoliopsida, Sapindales, Anacardiaceae. Gene Ontology annotation, molecular function: protein binding. The coding region runs from base 101 to 1696 and encodes 531 amino acids. The transcript has a single exon. The record is from RefSeq and is a predicted model, not a curated record.
CUUCUUUCAAUGCUCCAAAUCCCACCUGAACAAUCUCUCAUGCGACCUACUUGAGGUAGACCAACAAAGAGAAGGUUUGUCAAUUUUGGGAGAAAAGAAGAUGGAUAGGCUUAUAAGUCUGGAGCCUUCAAAUCUUGUGGCAAUCAGGAUUGAACCAGGGCAGAAAUGUUAUGGAGAGCUCACACUGAGGAACGUUAUGUACACAAUGCCUGUGGCAUUCAGAGUUCAACCGAUGAACAAGGCCCGUUACACAGCGAAGCCACAGUCAGGAAUCAUAUCACCACUUGCAACACUGACUGUGGAGAUUGUGUAUCAGCUCCCAGUGGGGUCGAAUCUUCCUGAUUCUUUCCCUCACAGCGAUGAUUCUUUUCUUUUGCAUAGCGUUGUGGUUCCUGGUGCAGCAAUAAAAGAUGCGAAAUCAACUUUUGAUGCGGUUCCAAAUGACUGGUUCACUACCAGGAAGAAACAAGUGUUUAUCGAUAGUGGGAUCAAGAUCAUGUUUGUUGGCUCACCUGUUUUGGUUCAACUCGUUCUGGAUGGAGCAAUGGAUGAGAUAAGAGAAGUUCUUGAACGGAGUGACCCGGCUUGGAACCCGGUUGGUUCAGUAGAUUCACAUGGGCAGACUUUGCUUCAUAUUGCUAUAGCUCAAAGCCGGCCUGAUAUUGUUCAACUCCUCCUUGAGUUUCAACCGGAUGUUGAGUCUCAUAUCCAGUCCGGUUGUAGUCCACUCGAGGCCGCAGCGGCUGCUGGUGAAGCGCUGAUCGUUGAGCUUCUAUUAGCGAGAAAAGCCAGUACAGAAAGGUCAGAAACUUCUACUUGGGGGCCAAUACACUUGGCCUUGGGAGGCGGCCAUUUAGAGGUACUGAGACUUCUGUUACUUAAAGGUGCCAAUGUUGACGCCCUUACAAAAGACGGAAACACAGCUUUGCAUCUUGCAGUCGAAGAGAGAAGAAAAGAUUGUGCGCGGCUUUUAUUAGCAAACGGGGCCAAGACUGAUAUUCGCAACACUAGAUAUGGCGACACGCCCUUGCAUAUGGCAGCAGGGUUGGGAGAUGAACAGAUGGUGAAGCUCUUAUUGCAGAAAGGUGCCAACAAAGACAUCCGAAACAAAAAUGGCAAAACCCCGUAUGAUGUUGCCGCUGAUUAUGGGCAUACUCGUCUCUACGAUGCGUUGAGGCUCGGUGACAGCCUCUGCGUUGCUGCCAGAAAUGGUGAAAUUAGAACAGUUCAAAAACUGUUAGAAAAUGGAGCUAUGAUAAAUGGAAAAGAUCAACAUGGAUGGACUGCGCUACACAGAGCUUCAUUCAAGGGGAAGAUAGAAGUUGUGAGGAUGCUACUUGAUAAGGGAAUCGACAUAGAUGCCAAAGAUGAAGACGGCUACACAGCUUUGCAUUGUGCAGUGGAAUCAGGACAGACAGAUGUUACAGAACUGUUGGUAAAAAAAGGGGUCGAUGUUGAAGCAAGAACCAGCAAGGGCGUUACGCCAUUACAGAUUGCUGAAUCUCUGCACUAUGUAGGCAUUACAAGAAUACUGAUUCACGGUGCAGCGACAAAAGAUGGGGCUAUAAUCGCAUAUGGGUCAAAUGGGAAGAUGGGAAAAGAAGUAAUGGAGAGUAAAGGAAUGAAGAAGAAACCGCCGAGGCCAAGAGCCAUGCGUAGGAGUUUCGAUCGAUCCAUGCCCCUGGCAGUUCUUUAGCUGCUGCUGAUGAGAGUUUUCUUCUUGUUUUUCUUCUUCGUGAAAUUAAACUUAGAACAGAAGAUAAUUCUUUUUGUUUCGGACGAUUAAUGAAGGAACAAAUGUAGAUCAUUCAAAUAUGUUCAUUCUAUAAUCUAGCUUAUAUAAAUACACACAACUUGUCAUUAUAUAUCUUUCUUGGUCAAAAAAGUGUAACAUAUGUUGUAUCAAUAAAACUGUAAUUAGCUUGCUUAGAAUAUUCUUUAGUACUGUUGAAAGUUUUACGUAUCAUGUUGAAUUUCUUGGAUUUUGAGCUA